GUGGCACUCGGUGACACGGCGGGGACCGAGCCCAGCGGCGCUCCCCGCCCUGACCGGGGCUCGGGGGCUCCCCCAGCCGGUUUCCAGCAGGUGUACCUGGAGCCGCUGCUCAAGUUCCACGAGAGCCUGCGGCGGCUGCGGCUGCACGAGGCCGAGUACGCCCUGCUGCAGGCCAUGCUGCUCUUCUCGCCAGACCACGCCGGCAUCGCCCAGCGCGAUGUCAUCGACCAGUUCCAGGAGAAGGUGGCGCUGACCCUGCAGAGCUACAUCGAGCACCGGCAUCCCCCCCCCGAGGGCAGGUUCCUGUACGCCAAGCUGCUGCUGCUGCUGACGGAGCUGCAGACGCUGAAGGUGGAGAACACGCGGCAGAUCCUGCACAUCCAGGACCUGUCGGCCAUGACGCCGCUGCUCUCCGAGAUCAUCAGCUGAGCGCGGCCCCCCCCGUGUCACCCCCCCGGUCCCCAAGUGUCACCCCCGGCCGCCACCGGGCACAGAGUAAAGCUCCUUUAUUUAUCCGGGCUCCCGGGUGUGUCACCGCAGGGAAACUGAGGCACGGCCGUCGUGGCGCUGGGGACAACGGGGACCCCCAGUGGCAGCGGCCACCCCCAGGA
Pyrgilauda ruficollis (rufous-necked snowfinch) is the source of this 611-nucleotide messenger RNA. RefSeq names its product nuclear receptor subfamily 1 group I member 3-like. Gene Ontology annotation, biological process: negative regulation of transcription by RNA polymerase II; positive regulation of transcription by RNA polymerase II; cell differentiation. NCBI's taxonomy places the organism in Eukaryota, Metazoa, Chordata, Aves, Passeriformes, Passeridae. The transcript has 3 exons. The record is from RefSeq and is a predicted model, not a curated record. Gene Ontology annotation, molecular function: RNA polymerase II cis-regulatory region sequence-specific DNA binding; nuclear receptor activity. The annotation marks the transcript as partial.